CAUAAAAAUUCGGAUCAGAGGGCAUAAAAAUAGAAAAGGCUAGAGUGAAGCACGCUAGCAGUACUUAUGAACGCUUCAGUACUUCUGAAGCUCAAGAGGGUUUCUGCUCUUAAUUCCAAAGGUAAUGAGGGUUCUAACUAUAGAGAUACCAAGGAGUAGAGCGAAGCCUUUAUGUAAGAAUCCUCGAGAAUGGCGGCUUUCAGUUAACGGAAGUUUCGGCUUAGUGUGUCACUUACUCUAGUCUUUUUCUGUCUAUAUCAGAAAGAGAUGUGCUCGCGAAAAGGGUCCGGUUUGCCGCUGUUUGAGAGGAAGAAAAAGAAACACAUCAUGUCAAAAAACCCCAAGGAGGCUUCGCUGGCCUUUGGUCAGGCGGUGAUUGGGCCUCCUGGCUCAGGGAAAACAACUUAUUGUCUUGGCAUGCAGGAAUUCCUUUCUGCAAUUGGGCGCAAAGUAGCUGUGGUGAAUCUAGACCCAGCCAACGAAGGGAUUCCCUACCAGUGUGCUGUCGAUAUCUCAGAACUGAUCACUCUGGCUGAUGUCAUGGAGAACUUGAAGCUAGGACCGAAUGGUGGUUUGAUCUAUUGCAUGGAGUAUCUGGAAGCCAACUGUGAUUGGCUGCAGGAGAAACUGGCCCAAUUCAAGGGGCAUUAUUUCUUGUUUGACUGUCCAGGACAAGUGGAACUUUGCACUCACCAUAGUUCACUGAGAAACAUUUUUGCCAAACUUGCCAAGUGGAAUUUCAGGCUGGCUGCUGUGCACUUAGUGGAUUCUCAUUACUGCACAGACCCUGGCAAGUUCAUCUCAGUCCUGUGCACCUCCCUCUCCACCAUGCUGCAUGUGGAGUUGCCGCACGUGAACAUCCUCUCCAAAAUGGACCUGAUCGAACAGUUCGGAAAAUUGGCCUUCAAUCUAGAUUAUUACACAGAGGUUUUGGAUCUGUCUUACCUGGUAGAUCACCUGGCUUCGGAUCCUUUCUUCAAAAACUAUCGUCGCCUGAACAAGAAGCUUGUGGAAGUGAUUGAAGACUACGGCUUGGUCUCCUUCAUUCCUCUCAACGUCCAGGACAAGGAGAGCAUGCAGCGGGUGAUGCAGGCCGUGGACAAAGCCAACGGCUACUCCUUUGGAGACGUGGAGCGCAGAAGCCUCGAAGCCCUGAUGUCUGCAGCCAUGGGAGCAGACUUCCACUUCGCAUCCACUCUUGCAGUCCAGGAAAAGUAUGUGCAGCCAGAGGAGAAAACUGUGGAGCAGGAAGCCAUGGACAUGUAACAUGCCUGGAGCUGUAGCAGAUCACCGAGGAAGCUCAUUGCUCUGUCCAAGAAUUGUCCGCCAUCAGGGACUGGACCUGGUACUCCAUGGGCAGAAGUCUGUCUAAACCAGGCCACCACACUGUUUGGAUGCAGCUCAUGCCUUUAGAUUCUUUCCAAAGGAGAGUUGCCAUUUUUGGCUUUUUGGGGGUGUUUUCUGAUGUAAUUAGGAGCUUUUGCAGCCCAGGGAAAGGUGAGCACGCAUGUUCCUCCAAGUAGCGUGGUAAAACCAUGCAGAGUUUGUAGCUGACCAAGGAAGGAACAGUUGGUAUUGAGGGGUCCAGAAGACAACAAGAGACAGCCAUCAUCAAGAUCAAAUGUCCAGUGAAAAUGAUGGCUAUUAUGGUGGAGGAAGCUGCCACUGGAGGCUUCUAGGGUGAUGGCUCUGUCAUUCUUUCACUGAGAAGUACAAAGGUGAAGGGUCCUCUUCCUGUCUGUCCUGUGUCCCAUGUAGCUUAAGAGCAUCAUCGUUGGUCUGGUUUUCUACAGACAACCACCACCCACCUCCUGCGGAGGAGACACCGAUACUGUUGAGGGAGAUACUGGUGGAACACGAUUGGGAGCAGAGAAGAACAACUUCCAAAGAGUCCUCACUGCAGAGGCUCUGGGCCUCCUAGGAAUGCAAGGCUUGUCCUUCACCUCCUAUUUAUGUGCAGAGCACAGUGGCCUUCUGUUGGGGAGAAGCCUGCUGAAUAAAAACAUGGCCUUGCUCCCUGCUCCAGACAA
Hemicordylus capensis (graceful crag lizard) is the source of this 2030-nucleotide messenger RNA. RefSeq names its product GPN-loop GTPase 2 (gene GPN2). The transcript has 6 exons. The record is from RefSeq and is a predicted model, not a curated record. Lineage: Eukaryota; Metazoa; Chordata; Lepidosauria; Squamata; Cordylidae. Bases 268 to 1266 code for a protein of 332 amino acids. Gene Ontology annotation, molecular function: GTPase activity. Gene Ontology annotation, cellular component: cytoplasm.